AUGUCGUCGGGACUGACGAGACGUCGUGGAGCUGGUGGCGGUACAGCCACCGAAGAUGCCAAUGGAAUCAGUCGCUCCGGCUCAUCUCAGAAUGUACGCGACAGCGCCCCUGAGACGAGUUACGAGAAUAGCGAGAAUGGCCACAAGAUUGCAUUCGACCCGCGCGAUAUUAGCGAAAGCGCCGAGAGGAGUAAGCAGCCGAAACUAACCUUGAUGGAAGAGGUUAUAUUGCUAGGGCUCAAAGAUAAACAGGGCUAUCUCUCCUUUUGGAACGAUAACAUCAGCUACGCAUUACGCGGCUGCAUUGUCCUCGAACUCGCUUUCCGCGGUCGCAUCGCCAUGCAAAAGGAUCCCUCUAGACGGCGAUUUCCCCUAGCCGACCGGACAAUCGAAGUCAUCGAUGAUACCCUCACUGGCGAGGUGCUACUAGAUGAGGCUUUGAAGAUGAUGAAGCAGAGCGAGAAGAUGAGCGUAAGCUCGUGGAUCGACCUGAUGAGCGGCGAAACAUGGAACCUCAUGAAGAUCGGUUACCAACUAAAGCAGGUUCGCGAGCGUCUGUGCAAGGGUCUCGUCGAUAAGGGUAUCCUUCGCACCGAGAAGCGCAACUUCCUUCUCUUCGACAUGGCCACUCAUCCCGUCGCGGACGGCGGCGCGAAAGACGAGAUCCGACGGCGCGUUAGGAACGUUUUAACUCAGCGCACCGUCGUCUUGCCCGCCUCGCAGUUCCUGCCCGAGAAUCUCGAGUUCCGAUAUAUCCGUACCAUCUCGAUGGUUUGCGCCGCAUAUGCAGCUAAUGUCUUGGAGAACGCCUUGAGCACGCUAGGCCACGAGGCACGAGAGCGCGCCUUCACCCAGACCGACGAGCUACUCGCCGAGUACUCUCAGUUCCCCUUCGGAAGAAAGACCGGCUCUACUGGCAUCGGAGCUAACCUACCCCAAGUUAUUUCUGAGGAGGUGAAUAAUGCUAAGGAGAAGGAACUCCAACUCGAAGUCGUUGCCGCCUGCUUAAGCGUCUUCACUCGCCUCGACUCACUUCUAUAA
Messenger RNA from Annulohypoxylon truncatum, 1041 nucleotides. RefSeq names its product Golgi phosphoprotein 3. Bases 1 to 1041 code for a protein of 346 amino acids. The record is from RefSeq and is a predicted model, not a curated record. Gene Ontology annotation, cellular component: trans-Golgi network; cytosol; Golgi cisterna. Gene Ontology annotation, biological process: Golgi organization; Golgi vesicle budding; Golgi to plasma membrane protein transport. Lineage: Eukaryota; Fungi; Ascomycota; Sordariomycetes; Xylariales; Hypoxylaceae. Gene Ontology annotation, molecular function: phosphatidylinositol-4-phosphate binding. The transcript is spliced from 4 exons.